Molecule: messenger RNA, 2448 nt
Organism: Nelumbo nucifera (sacred lotus)
Lineage: Eukaryota; Viridiplantae; Streptophyta; Magnoliopsida; Proteales; Nelumbonaceae
Product: sulfite exporter TauE/SafE family protein 3-like
Biological process (GO): protein ubiquitination
Cellular component (GO): membrane; Cul4A-RING E3 ubiquitin ligase complex
Source: RefSeq, a predicted model, not a curated record
GCCCGUAGAGCUCAUGACGGAAACUGCAGCAAUUGAAAAUUGGGUUUAACAUUGUUAAUCCCUUCGGCCUAGUUGCCAAAAGAUUUCGAUCCCUUUCCCGUAGUUCUUCUCUGCUGUUUCUUCUAGAUUUUACAGUCGCCGUUGAGUCACCUAUUCCGGCCUGUGGUACCUCACCAGCUCCUACUUGCCGGUGGGAUUCCAUAGAAUCCGGCCUAUAAAACGAACUCGGCUGUGGAGGACAGUGGACAGCACUCCCUGGAUUCAGUUUGAGCAAGGUCAGAAUUUCCGAAAUUCCGGAACGAAAUCAGCAGAAUAUUUCGGUCCAAACUGGGGAGGGGGAAUACGAAAAAUUUUGGGUGAUAUAUAAGUAGAUGAAAGUAUUGGCAACAGAAUCAUACAAGCAUCAUCUGAAGAGUUGAAUUGUUUUCCUGAAGACUCAUUCUGUAGUCAGGCCGAAAUUUCGUUCUGCACGAAACCGAAUUUUAAAUCCUUUCGGCACCCCACCACGUGGGUUUGCUGCCAAACAGCUGCUGCAGUAGCUGAUUUUGAUGUCGAAAUGAGCUUUUCUGCAGUGAAUUUCUGAAUUGUGCUGCGGAGUUGAGCUUUUGCUUCCCCUUGUUGAUCUGGACGACAUAAGAGACUUGGGAAAUUGAAGCACCUCGGUGUGAUAAAGAGUGGGUUUAGGAGUCGAGCUUUUGCUUCCCCUUGUGCUGCGAUGUCUGGAACUGAAGCAAAAUGGAAAACUCUGCAAUGGGUAGCAACGGUUGUGCUCAGCUUGCUUCUGGUUUCUGUGUUUGCUUCUGCAGAGCGGACUCUGAAAGACGACGCUUCAAGAAACAAAGGAACCGCAGAGGUUCAUUCAAAUUAUCUUGUACAAAUUAAAACUUUCAUUUGGCAAGCGGGUAAAUCAGGUUAUCAUCAUGUGUGGCCUCCUAUGAAAUUCGGGUGGGAAAUCGUUCUUGGCACCAUAAUUGGAUUCUGUGGAGCAGCGUUUGGGAGUGUGGGAGGCGUUGGUGGUGGUGGAAUUUUCGUUCCCAUGCUCACCCUGAUUAUUGGGUUUGAUGCAAAAUCAUCCACAGCAAUAUCGAAAUGUAUGAUCAUGGGUGCAUCAGCAUCAACGGUGUACUGCAAUCUCAGGCUAAGGCAUCCAACUCUUGAUAUGCCCAUUAUCGACUACGACUUGGCAAUGCUCUUCCAGCCUAUGCUUAUGCUAGGAAUCAGUAUUGGGGUCGCUUUUAAUGUGAUAUUUGCUAACUGGAUGCUCACAGUACUGCUAAUCGUCCUCUUCUUAGGCUUGUCAACUAAGUCAUUUUUCAAGGGCAUCGAAACCUGGAAAAAGGAAACCAUAAAGAAAAAGGAAGCUGCCAAGCGUCUGGAGUCAAAUGGUACCAGCAAUGAACAAGUGGAACAUAAGAUUCCACCCAGUAGUACAAGCAAUGGCCCUCAAAAGGAGACCAAAGAAUCUAGAGAGAGAGAAGUUCCCAUUCUCAAGAAUGUCUACUGGAAAGAACUAGGCCUUCUCGUUUUCGUCUGGGUUGCUUUUCUUAUUCUGCAAAUUGUCAAGAAUCACACAACAACCUGUUCGACGAUAUAUUGGGUUUUGAACUUAUUACAGAUCCCUGUAGCCGUCGGUGUGAGUUUGUACGAGGGAGUUAGCCUGUAUAAAGGAUGGAAAGUGAUUGGAUCCAAGGGAGACAAGGGCACAAACUGGCGAGUGCAUCAACUGAUCCUCUACUGCUGCUGCGGAAUACUGGCUGGAGUAGUCGGUGGCCUGCUUGGUCUUGGCGGAGGUUUCAUUUUGGGUCCUCUUUUCUUGGAAAUGGGCGUCCCUCCCGAGGUUUCAAGUGCUACGGCCACCUUUGCCAUGAUGUUCUCUUCAUCCAUGUCCGUGGUGGAAUAUUACCUUCUGAAGCGUUUUCCAAUUCCAUACGCUCUCUACUUCACCGCCGUGGCAACUGUGGCUGCCUUUGUAGGGCAGCGUGUAGUGAGAAGGCUGAUCAUUUUAUUGGGGAGGGCGUCUCUCAUCAUCUUCAUUCUAUCCCUUACAAUCUUUGUUAGUGCAAUCUCACUAGGUGGGAUUGGCAUAUCACGUAUGAUUCACAAGAUUGAGCGACAUGAGUACAUGGGUUUGGAGAACCUCUGCAACUAUAAUCCUUAGUAUUAACCUCUCUUCUUUUUGUAUUAAUUUCUUAAUUUAGCUAAAAUACUGAAGACUACCCACUCUAAUAUCUAACAACCACACUUCAGAUCUAUCUCCUCCAUAUAUAAUUAUCUCUGCAGCCUACCCUUUAAUUAAUGUUCACUAACAAUUACGGAUCGAUCAGCUCCUUUAAUUUCCUUCUGUUGAGACUGGAUGUAAUGGCCAAUGUUUGUGAUUGCUAGAAUACAUUUUUGGCCCCAUAUAUAUAUAUAUAUGCAAUGCGACUUCCUUCCAAAGUCGAUAAGUUA